Messenger RNA from Hydractinia symbiolongicarpus, 5253 nucleotides. Its product is annotated as N-acetylglucosamine-1-phosphotransferase subunits alpha/beta-like. Gene Ontology annotation, cellular component: Golgi apparatus. Lineage: Eukaryota; Metazoa; Cnidaria; Hydrozoa; Anthoathecata; Hydractiniidae. The transcript is spliced from 3 exons. The coding region runs from base 1390 to 4776 and encodes 1128 amino acids. Gene Ontology annotation, molecular function: UDP-N-acetylglucosamine-lysosomal-enzyme N-acetylglucosaminephosphotransferase activity; calcium ion binding. Gene Ontology annotation, biological process: carbohydrate phosphorylation; N-glycan processing to lysosome. The record is from RefSeq and is a predicted model, not a curated record.
CAAGGAAGUCUCUAACUGUUUUAAAAAAAUGUAUUCACUGAUAUGGUCUUGCUCGAAGGGUUGGUUAAUAGUGUUUUUUUGAUACCUACAGCAAUCUUAAAAGCAUAACUCGAUUUAAUCUCAGCUAGCCAUAUACAACAAUACACCAGAAAAAAGUUGUAGCAGUUUUUUUUACUUUAUUGGAGAUAGUUUACGCUAAAUACAAGGUCUUGAUGUAUGCAAACAUCUUUUAAUGUCGUAUCACAAGUUGGUCUUGGCCCGUCAAUUGACAGGGCAGUAUGUCAAAAGAUGGGCCACCUUGUUUAAAGAUGGUCCCUCCUGUCUUAAGACGGGCUGUGUUCCAAGUUGGGUUAGAAUACAUCUAUUAAGCAUGUUUUGGACAAUUUCAUUAUUCUUUUUAUUACUUAACACGAUUUGUGUGUUCAGGUCCAGGAAGACAUCAAGUAAUAAAAAUUCAUGCAGUGAUUUAAAUUUUAUUAUUUCACUUUAAGUCACUUAAUUUUAGUGAUUUUAAAGGGUUUUAAGUUUGCAAAACAAUGCAACAUGUGAAUUUUAUGCAAUUUUGUGUGGAGUUUAGCAUGCCAUGCCUAAUUAUACAAGUCACAUUGUUAAACCACAGGUGGUUACCCAAUUAGAUAUCAUGUAGGUUAACUGUGUGAAAGAACUUAUUGUUGCAAUUACAUUUAAAUCAUUUACGUUACAGAACAGCUUUCACCUGGAUUUGUGUUUUUCAUAGAAAUACCUGACCGAAUUUUAUUGCAUUUGAACAGUAAUAACUUAUAGUACCAAGCCCUCUGCCGUUGACUUUGUUGUUUUAAAUAAUGAAAGUCCAACAGAUAUUUUUAUAUGCGGUGAAAACUUAUUUAAAAAAAAAAAUACACAAAUCAGGCUCUUUAGCAAUAAAAAAUGACUGCAAAAUGAAAUAAAACCUCUUACAUCUGUAUUUACAGGAAAUUUAAUGUGUAUAUAUAUUGACAGUUACACUAUUUUCUUACAGAGAGAUGUUGGAAAUGGAUUGUAUGUUCUUGUUUUUAUUGACUUUGUACCAACAACAACAACAACAGUGGUAUAAGAAACAUUAUAAUGCCAAAACUAUUGACACUUAAUUCUGCAGUAUUGUUAAAAUUUUUAACCAUAAUUUACAAAAUUUAAAAUCCUAACUAAAAUAAUUGGAAAUUUUGAAUUUUAAACAUAUCAGAUUUGACGUUUUAUAGUGUUCCAUGCAGUAUUGUAUGAUCACUCAACCCAAUCUGACUGAUGAUGAUCAACUGAAAUCAAUGUAAACUUGGAGAUUUGGCUAAAAUCUAGCAUUGUUAAUAGAUAUUGUUAUAUCUGCUGUGUCUUUUUUAAUUGAAUUCUAUACAUAUUUAUUUACAUUUUUAUAGCAAUAUGACAUUGAGAAUUUGGUUGUCUUUUUGUAAACUUAUUCAAAGACAAACAUAUACAUGUUUAUCAACUAAUUUUGGUAUAUGGUGUGCGUUGGCUGCGUUCUGUGUCAUAAUUGUUGCAGCAUUUCAUUUUGGCGAAGUUGCAUUACAAUGGAGUAUGAUUCGCUAUGCUGGCAAAUUUCAAUUUGUUCGCCGUUAUGACAACAUUGCUGGCAAAUCGUUUGAAUAUCGGCUAUGCUUGCCACAGCCAAUAGAUUUAGUAUAUACAUGGGUAAACGGAAGUGACCCGAAACUAAUAAUGGCGUUAAACAGUGUCAAGAAAAAAUUACGUGAAGAAUUAAAUGUAACCUCUGGAAAGAUGUAUGCAUCUAGUAAGUGGCGAGAAAAGUUGAUCAAUUUAGAAAAAUAUAAGUGGAAGAAUUCUGUUAUCUGCCCUGUUCCUAACUGUGUUCCUGCAUUCAAACUUGCUAUAUCUGGCUUACCAAAAAGUAUAUCAAUGACUGAAUUGAUUCUUAUAGAUUCAACGUUUUCCUCAGCAAAAGACAUAUAUACAUGGGAUGAUGACUUGGAUAUUAUAUUUGUGACUUUCAAAUCACGUGAAAAAAUCCAUAAGUUGAUGAAUACUACUUUAAAGCAUAAGAAAACUAAGUUGAAGGUGACAGAAGUUUUUUAUACAAGCACAAUAAAAAGUGGUCAUAAGAGAAUACAUGAUGCUUUAAUGAUGUAUGAUGUUACAAAAAAUGAUACAGAAAAUGUAGUUAAGGAUUCUAUUCAUUCAAGACUUCCAAACUCUAUAACAAGUGUCUCAUUGUAUUUAGAGGAGGAAGUUAGUGUUAUACAUUUCAAAGAAAAGAAAUUUGUUACAACGUUAAAAGCUCUGGCUAAGAAAAACUUUAUUAUAAAUAAAAGAAAGGCUAGGUUUUUCCCGGUUACUUAUAUCUGGAAGCCGAUUUCGAUUUCUCUUGACACCGAAGAUGAAGAUGCAUCAAGUAACAGAUUUGCCGACAAUGAAGAGUUGAAGUAUUCACUUAGAUCAGUUGAAAAAUAUGCACCAUGGAUAAGAAAGAUAUUUAUAGUAACUAAUGGUCAAAUUCCAAGUUGGUUAGAUUUAGACCAUCCAAGAAUAUCGAUUGUCACACAUAAGGAGAUAUUUGCAAAUAAAAGCCACCUGCCAACAUUUUCCUCACCAGCUAUUGAAACGAACAUUCACCGCAUACCAGGACUUUCAAAGAAAUUUAUAUACAUGAAUGAUGAUGUCUUUUUUGGUGCUGAAGUGUGGCCUGAUGAUUUUUACACGCAUUCUAAAGGUCAUAAAAUAUUUCUAUCGUGGUCGGUACCCAACUGUAAUGAGGGAUGUCCAGCGUCUUGGCUGAGUGACAAGUACUGUGAUAAAUCCUGCAAUGUAUCUGCAUGCGAUUGGGAUGGUGGAGAUUGUGUAGGACCGAAUGCCAAAACAAACUGGCAGUUGCAAGCUAUGCAAAGUUCAGGUCUUUAUCCAAAUAAUUUUGGUGAGUAUUGCUCAAGUGGGUGUGCACCAAACUGGAUAGGUGACAGAUACUGUGAUGCUAAUUGCAAUACCCCAUUGUGUGGUUUCGAUGCUGGCGAUUGUAACGCAGCAAAUUUAAAGCUUUUACAUUCCGUUUCGUUUUCGAAAGAUGUAUUCAGGGAAGCUAAAAAAGUUGUUGAAGUUCCAAAAAACACCUAUGCCAUGUUUAUAAAUCUAACUAAUGCGUUUGAUGUUGUUAUUGAAGGGAAUCAUAAGGACAGUCCUGUCUUAAGAUCAGCAGUUUUUUCGAAGAAGUUAAAAAUAUUAUCGUUAACGUUUUUCAAGAAUUAUACUUUAACAAGCAUUCCAUUUCAAGUGUUGGGCUACAAGGGUGCUAAUGAAACAGGAAAAGCUGUUCUCUUUUUCAACGUCUCUGUAGACACUCUUACAACUACUGUUAGAAAUGAGAACAUUGCAACAACCACGACAAUGAUUACGUAUCCAAAAAAUGUUUACAACGAAAGCGAUUUUAUAUUAUCAAAACGAAACGCUUCGGUGCCUUUGUUAAUAUUUUAUCCUAAGAAUUUAGCAAAUUUGUCCAUGCCUGAUUAUUUGUUGGAGAGAUUAAGUGUGUUGGAAGAAGAGUAUACCGAUGGUGAGAUUACAGAGCUUGGGUACAACAAAAGUAAAAGUCUGAUAUAUCAAGAUUACUUGCUUCAUGCAAAGUCUGAACAUACCAACCGCAAGUUAUUAUGGGAUGCAGAAAGUUCUCCACCCAAUCACGAGCUAACCAACCCUUAUACCUCAUUUUUUACUUUUUUGCCAUGGGAGAAAAAUCAUUUCUUACACGAAAUAAAUCAAUUAUACCAACGAAAAGGUCUAAUGGACAAGUAUAAAGUUGCACGAGUCAAUAGAAGACGUCUCUUCGACGCAUUUUCAUCAUCUUUACUCCACGUUAGUCGGAUUUACAAUCGGGAAUUUGGCUACCAUCCGAGAAAAGUUCCCGCGCAUAUGCCGCACAUGGUGGAUCGGGACGUCAUUUAUGAAAUGCAAAACCGCUUCUCAAAAUAUUUCGAGGCGACGUCGUCUCACAAGGUCCGGCAUCCACAAGACAUGCAGUUUGCGUUCUCAUUUAAUUAUUAUUUGAUUGGUGUAAAGAAACCUGCAAACUUGUCGUCUGUGUUUGAUGAAGUGGACACAGAUCAUUCAGGCACACUUUCUGAUCGUGAGUUACGGAGCUUGGCCGCCAUCUUGUACGAAUUACCGUUAAAUUUAAAAGCUAUUCAUGACAUUGAAGGCAAAUUACGGAAUUGUUCAAACCGAGUAAAAACAAAACAGAAAGUUCGCGGGAAACAAGAGCAUUACUUCAACCCAUCGAUGCCGCUCGUUACAAAAGCGUUAUUUAUGAAUUGCCACGAGCUGUGGCGAACUGCAAACGUAACGACGAGCGAUAAACAAAAAUAUAAACACGAGAUUGUCGGCGAGGACGACGUCACAUUCAAAAUGAUUCGAAAUAAUGUAAGUUUUGUUUUGUAUCAACUCGAUUGGGUUCGAAAAAAUCGAAGAAAAUUCGUGUGUUUAAAUGAUGAUUUGGAUCACGCGAAAGAAGAAACGAAAACGAUACGAACUAUUUUAAAAGAUUUCUACGAAUCGUUGUUUCCCAUUCCGUCUCAAUUCGAGCUUCCGUCGAAUUAUCGAAACUCAUUCUUGCAUAAGCAAGAUUUGGAACUUUUUGUACAAAACGAGAAAAAUAAAGAAACAGCCGUGAAAUUUAUUUUCAUAUUGUUUCUGUUAUUGCUGUUUUUGUAUUUAUACCGACGUAAAUUUCGUUUUAUAUGCAAAAGAAUCGCCCGAUUUUUAUCGGGUUUUAGACGCACUGCGGAAAGUGUGAGAAAUAUUUAAGCUUAGAUAAUUUUUACAAAUUUAUUUAUUGUAUGCUCAUGCUUUUUUGAUGCAAAAUAUAUUUUAUUUGUUAUUAUAUAUUUUGAACAGAGCAAGCAUCUCUUUUUUUAUUUUUUUUAAAUAAUGAGUUACAACGCAUAAAAUCUUAUCAAAAUACCAACGCUGUUUUGUGUUAAUAUGUUUUAAUUAUUUUUUUGUAGUUUAUUUUUUAUUUCGCGUAUCAUCUUGACUUUUACUAGAAAAAGAUCUUCAAAUUUUAGUUCUGUAAUAUUUGAAUUUGAUAUGAUCGUUAGAUUUGGACGUGUGUAUUGAAUACAUUAAAAAUAACCUCUUAACAGUAAUAACGAUGUCGAAUAUGUUGAUUAAUUUACAUGUUAGUUUUACGUGGCAAAUUGUGGAAAUUGGUGAUAGUGCAUUUUGAAUUCAUGUAAAAUAAAAAGAAAUAAAAUUAAAUCUCCAUAUUUAUGAUUGAGUUUA